AUGUCUUCGCCAACAGACGGUUCGCAGCCCUUUAGUAAGUGGAGCAUCUUCGGCUUCACCACGACUCCUCAGGAGCGCAUUGGACCCGGUCCUCCUUACACGUAUCCGGCCCUUCAGGUGAACCUGUUCUUCCGAGUCUUCCUGGGCUUCGUCUCCCUCUUCGUCACCUGGGUACCGGCCCGGCUGCUGUGCCGGAAUGGGGAGUUCGCGGGGACCGUCUUGUGCGUGACCCUCAUGAUCAUCAACUUCUUCACCCUCGUCAACGCCCUGAUCUGGCGCGACGACAAUGUGGCCGAGUGGUAUGCUGGCUACGGCUGGUGUGACUUACAAACCUACAUCCAGUUUGCCAUACACACGGCCUUCAACGUCAGCCUGUUUGAGAUCAUGCGCGGUCUCACUGCCAAGGUCUCCAUCAACCGCGUCAGCGGUCCGACGGCCAAGGAGAGGCGCCGGGAGCGCAUCAUUUCGGCCCUCGUCAUCUUCACCGUGCCCGUCAUCCAGGUCGCCCUCAUCUACGUCGUCAUCGGCAACCGAUACGACAUAUCGACCCUGGUCGGAUGCAAUCCCGUCUACAUCCCUGACUGGAUCUUCUUUGUCUUUUACAUUCUCCCGACCCCUAUUUAUGCUAUUGCGGCCGCCAUCAUGUCAGGCGUGUGCUUUUACCGCUACCGACAGCUUGAGCGCGUGACCAGAAACGUGGUCCAAUCCGACGACAGCAUCGUGGCCGCCAGGCAGCACCGGGUCCGGAAGAAGCUCUACUUCAUGACCCUGUUCGUCAUCAUCGUGGUGCUGCCCAUCGUCCUGGCCUUUUUUGCUGAAAACAUGCUCAAGAGCAAGCCGCGCGUCUUUGCCUUUCACGACACGCACUUCGGCCCUGACCCCUUCAACAUCGCCUUCAUCUCCUUCACGACGUCUGACAAGAUGGGUUUUGUGGCUCUGGGCCACAACUUCAUAGCCCUGGCUGCCGGCCUCGUCGUCUUCAUCCCCUUUGGCACCACCGUCGAGGGCAUGAACAUGUACCGCAGAUGCUUCCUUGCCAUGGGGCUCGGUUACAUCUUUCCCGGUCUGCGGAAGGAGUACCAGCCCAAACGGGGACGCCGCGGUACCUUUAGCUGGUGGUCUACCUUGACGCGCACCAUUCGCGGCAAGACCGUUAUAGGAUCGAGGUGCGUUGAUCCCCCCUCUUCCAUCUCAUCUCCAGAGUGCGUCAUGACUAACACCCACCCUUAA
This is a messenger RNA of Canariomyces notabilis, 1230 nucleotides long. RefSeq lists its product as uncharacterized. Gene Ontology annotation, molecular function: mating-type factor pheromone receptor activity. Gene Ontology annotation, biological process: G protein-coupled receptor signaling pathway. Gene Ontology annotation, cellular component: plasma membrane. The transcript is spliced from 2 exons. The record is from RefSeq and is a predicted model, not a curated record. NCBI's taxonomy places the organism in Eukaryota, Fungi, Ascomycota, Sordariomycetes, Sordariales, Chaetomiaceae. Bases 1 to 1230 code for a protein of 409 amino acids.